CUUAAUUUAACCCCCACCCCUCCUUCUGCUUUACUGUGAGUAUAAAAGUCUUGAUGAGAUACCUCACCCGUCUUUCUCUCCGGAACCCAUCCGCUCAGAGACCCUUGGUUUAUAUCUCACGAAUCGCAUCUUCCCCUCGAUUCGCCAUGGCCAGCACAUCAACUGUCUCGCAUAGCAAUGGAAGCAGGCCCAGCACGUGGCAGGGUGCUGGCGCCGCUGAGUUUGAUCUCAGAAGCGAUACCAUGACCAAGCCUACUCCCGCAAUGCUGGAAGCUAUCUGCCAGACCACCCUUCUCGACGACGUCUUCGGUGAAGAUCCGGUAACAAAUGACCUGGAAGCAUACGUGGCAGAGCGGACGCAGCAUGAACGUGCUUUGCUGGUGAUGUCCGGCACUAUGGGUAACCAGGUGGCUAUCCGCACCCAUCUCAAGGAGCCACCCUACUCAGUGCUGUGUGAUCACCGUGCACAUAUCUUCUGCUACGAGGCAGGCGGUGUCAGCUCUUGGACCGGUGCAACUGUCCUCCCGGUUGUUCCCAAAAAUGGCACCUACCUUACUCUGGAGGACAUCCAGGAGCAUGCCGUUCUGAGUGACAAUAUCCACUAUUGUCCAACAAAGUUGAUCAGUCUCGAGAACACUCUGGAUGGGAGGGUCAUGCCGCUUGCAGAAGCUCGAAGAAUCACUGAUUGGGCGCAUCAAAACGGCAUCAAGGUGCACCUCGAUGGUGCGAGACUAUGGGAAGCAGUAGUGUCUGGAGCGGGUAGCUUGCCAGAAUACACCACUCUGUUUGAUAGCGUAAGUCUGUGCUUCUCCAAAGGCUUGGGUGCUCCUAUCGGCAGUAUCGUUGUAGGGUCCGCCGAUUUCAUCAAAAAAGCUCGGUGGUUCCGGAAGACCAUUGGGGGUGGGGUGCGUCAAGCGGGAGUACUGGCUGCGGCCGCCCGCGUCGCUGUUGAAGAGACCUUUGGGCCUGACCCUCAUGGCAAACAAGGAAAGCUUCUGGAAUCCCAUCAGACUGCAAAGAAGGUUGCUCAACUUUGGACUGGCCUGGGUGGCAAGCUCGCCCACCCAGUGGAGACCAACAUGGUCUGGCUGGACCUCCAAGCGUCUGGACUAGGGCCCAAUGACCUUUCGACCAUCGCCCAGGAGAAAGGCUUGAAAAUGUCGGGGAAUCGGAUUGUUAUUCACUACCAGGUAUCCACGGAGGCUAUCGCUCGGCUGGAACAAGUCUUCAACACGGCAUUGAGUGGAAAAUAUCAAGGUAGUACUGAUUCGAGUAAGCCGUACGGCACACGAUAGAUAAAGGCAAAUUGUGAUGCAAGACAGUGCAUAUUUUCAAUAUCAUGUACAUGUAACUAUGA
Messenger RNA from Aspergillus aculeatus ATCC 16872, 1357 nucleotides. Its product is annotated as threonine aldolase GLY1. Gene Ontology annotation, cellular component: cytosol. The transcript has 3 exons. NCBI's taxonomy places the organism in Eukaryota, Fungi, Ascomycota, Eurotiomycetes, Eurotiales, Aspergillaceae. The coding region runs from base 147 to 1295 and encodes 382 amino acids. The record is from RefSeq and is a predicted model, not a curated record. Gene Ontology annotation, biological process: glycine biosynthetic process; L-threonine catabolic process. Gene Ontology annotation, molecular function: L-allo-threonine aldolase activity.